Messenger RNA from Macrobrachium nipponense, 4534 nucleotides. RefSeq names its product homeobox protein unc-4 homolog. NCBI's taxonomy places the organism in Eukaryota, Metazoa, Arthropoda, Malacostraca, Decapoda, Palaemonidae. Gene Ontology annotation, molecular function: sequence-specific double-stranded DNA binding; DNA-binding transcription factor activity, RNA polymerase II-specific. The record is from RefSeq and is a predicted model, not a curated record. Gene Ontology annotation, biological process: regulation of DNA-templated transcription. The transcript is spliced from 3 exons. Bases 1487 to 2788 code for a protein of 433 amino acids.
CUUGUUAUAUUUCAUUCUGGCAUGAUCGCUGUCGGCGCUAACACCUGCAGCGAGAGGGAGGGAGACACACCACCACUCUCACUCACACCGUCGAACCCCUUUAAGGACUCGUUUCGUACACGUUUUCGGACACGCUCGUGGUACGAGCGCCCCUUCGGACGGCCACUUUACGAGUUAAUGUGCGAGAUGUUGGAAGACGAAGUCAUGUGUUAGACUAUACGGAGAGGACUUUGCCAGUUUAAAAAUAAACCUUCCCGCGCUCACGAGAGAGUGAGAGAAAGAGAGAGAGAGAGAUUACUAGUUCAAAGUGACUUACGGAACUCAAGACGGAAAGAAGACCCCAGGCAUUUUCUCUCUUUUUUUUUUUUCAUUUGUUUUUUUUUCUCUCUCUUUUAUUCUAGUGAUGCACGCAGGAGAGCAUUAAAAGUAAUCCGCAUCGUAAACGGAGACGAAAGGCGAGCAAAAAGCGAGUGGUUAACUGAACCGAGGGAAAGAGUGGUAACGCACAAAAAAGUGAGUCUAAAUUGAAUACGCGCGGCUGCCCUUCAUCACACCAUAAACCAGCUCAAUGGUCGGGCGGUAAAAAAAGUUUCGUAAUAACUUCGUAGUUACUCAUUUGUUUAUGGGAUAAGUGAGGACACGUAGGGCCCAUCUGGAACGACCUUUUACCGUAACUAAACAUAACAAGAGUUUGACACGGGCGAAAUUUUUCCCUUCCCCCACUGUGUGUGGGCGUGGUGAUAGCUGUGGCCCGGAGGGAAGUGUUCUGUGACUGAACAGGUGGGCGUGGCUGGAAUAUUUUCUAAUUACCCGAGACUUUGCCUUGGAGCGCCUCAAGUCAUUAGGUGCCGCGAGCUGGUAAUGACGACCGUUUGAGCGCCGCAAAGGGCGCCAACUUUGGCAAAAUAUGAACCCAUGAAAUGUCUUGUUUUUAUCCUGCAUCGCACAUCGUUGACUAUAUAGGUGUAAGGUCGACGACGGCGACGACCUUUCUUCCCGGGUCGUCUUCAUAGGUACAAAAUAAAAAUAGGAUCUUUAGACUGAAAACGGACCUCGAGUCUUGGGGGACUUGAACAGCUGUUGUUCCGCCCUGAGAUCGCAGAAGUCUUGUCGCAACUUCCCGAAGAAUCGCUGCAUAACAUGACAUUCAUUUUUGCUCCUGUGGAGACUUAUUUGUACAUUAUACUUAGUUCUGAAGCAUUUUGAAAUGUGGACGCAUGAUGUAAAUGGACAGGAAACGUGAGAAAUUCGAUAAUCAUCAUUUGUGAACAAAAAAGGGAACAUUAUAUAUAUAAAAAAAUAAACUUGACUGAAGACUGAUUUCCAUUGUGGACGCUUUGAUAGAAUCAUAUUUGUAGAAGAGCAUCCGAUUACCGUGGGCGUCAGCACCCUAAAGCCCUCUUCCGGUGGUGCGGGCGUGGGGGACAUCCUCUGGGCCAGAGGAAUCUUCAUCAUCUGGGCGUAAGGACCUGAUCGAAGGGGCGCCAUGGGGGAGGCGAGAAGUGGGAGAGGAGGAGAGGUCCAUCUGCCAGGACUCAACUAUCUACAUCCCGUCCACGUCCUGUCCCAGCUAUCCCGCCCGAUCCCGCUGCCUAUGGGCGUCUCGCCUUUCGGCCUGGCCCACGCCUUCGCGCCCACGCUGCCGCCCACGCCACCGCUUCCUCAUGCUCUAAAAAUGAUGAGCGGGGGGAUGGGGGGCAUGUAUUCGUGGGGCUUCAAUCUCCAGGGCCCCAUGAUGUCCCCUCUUCGACCAGGCGGCCCCCUGGGGAGGAGUCUCGCCUCUCCCGAACGACAGCUCGACCUUAGGAAUGACGAUGGUAAAGACUGUGAAGAUGGAAGCCUGGAUGGGGACGCAGCGGCCAAGCGCCGUCGCUCAAGGACGAACUUCAACUCUUGGCAGCUGGAGGAGAUGGAGAGGGCGUUCGAGGCAUCCCACUACCCAGAUGUGUUCAUGAGGGAGGCGCUGGCGAUGAGGCUGGGCCUCACGGAAUCCAGAGUCGCUGUGUGGUUUCAGAACCGACGAGCGAAAUGGCGGAAGAAGGAGCACACCAGGAAAGGCCCAGGUCGUCCAGCCCACAAUGCCCAUCCUCAGACAUGCUCAGGGGAGCCUAUCCCCCCGGAGGAACUAGAACGAAAAGAACGUCUCCGCAGGGAGAAAAAAAUCAUCAAGCAGCUUGAACGCCAGCAGAGGAAACUGGCUCUCAAGGGCGUUCAUGUUACCAUCGACCAACUUCGUCGUGAGUAUGAAACUCAGCACCGGUCGGAGCCUGAGAUCGACGUCGUGGGAGGGUCGGAGCAAGAGCAACGGAUGCAGCCUCAAGAGGAUACUUUAGUGAAGAGACCUACUUUUUCUAUCGAAAGCAUACUGGCGCCAUCCCGCCCAGAGGACAGAGGGCCUCCUUCCCCAGGUACCCUGCUGAGAGGGGCACCCACUCCCCCUCCCACCCCGCAGGAUACACCUCACUCACUUCACCUUCAUUCCACCAAACACGAAGCCCAAGAUUCGGAUUUCAACAUAUCGGAAACGUCUACAGAACCUUUGAAUUACACAUCGGAGGAUCAGAGCGCGACUACCCAGUUAACCUCAGAGACCAUGUCUCCAGACCCGAUGGACUCCUUGGCCACUCUUGGGUCGCUGGUCUCUCUUACCUCUUCCACGUCGCUGACCUCGCGAGACAUUUCUGAUACUUCUACAGGUAUAAGAAGUCGCGUAGACAUUGCUGCUGCGGCCAGUACUUGCAAACCAGAGGAGUUAUCGGACGACAACAGUCCAGGAAGGGAGUGCUGAUUGCACAUGUCCAGGUUUAGGCCUAGUCACAAAGGAAAGCGUGAUAAGUUAUUUCCGUCGACUUCUGCACAAAACUCUUGAAAUCAGUGAGAGGCUCAGAUACGGUUGUCGACAGAUUUUAUCGUUCAGUCAAAUGUGCAACUUCAAAGAUGAAAUUAUAUAAACUGUGCCAUUGUGUAUACCACAAAAGUGUUUUGUUAUAUAUAUAUUAACCAGAGCUUCAUUUUUACGCAAAAUCAGUAAUCCAAGUAUUUUGCGUUAGGAGCCUUUCAAUUGCUAUUAAUCAAUGUGGCUAAAUUGAGCGAAAAUUCAUCAGUAAUUGGGGGUUUGCUAGGAAAUCCAUAACGGCCAAUUGUAAUUCUUUCACUGGGAACAUCACAAACUAAUUAUUUUUGUAAUUCAUCAUUCCUAUGAAAACAAACCUUUCAUUUGGGCGAAGGCGAACUGAAUUUCCAAGAGAUUUGGUUCGAAUAUUCUCAGUUGUCUCACUGAGAGAUUCCAAAUAUACGUCUGCAGACGACAAACACCCUUUCGCAUCCAUAGCUGUUAUGGAUGUUUUGCAGGUGAAAAAUAUGAUCGGGCGAUCGAUAACCCAAGAUUAAAAAAAUAAAAGUUCAAAUACAAGACUAGAAAAGAUGAACAGAUAACAGUUGUAUUUUGAUCUUGAUAUGAAUGCAUCUUUAAUAAACAUUUUGUUCUGUAAAUACUUGUGUCGUGGUCAGGUGUAAUCAAACCAAAAGUGAUCAUUUUCACUAUUUCUCAGCCGGUGAUAAAUAAACAUUUGUGUGUUUAAUGGUAUGUGAGAGUUGCACUUUCGGUAUAUCUUGGCACUCCAAGCACUAGAGUACUGUAACAUCCUACGGUGUGUUUUUAUUUUCUCUCAGAUAGUUCCGUAUUAUUUGAAAUGAAUGUAUCCAUCGUCAUGAUUGUUGUCAAUCGGCGCCAGUUCAGUGUCCGGAGUUGCGUAAUACAAUGUCACCUUUUUUUCUGAUUUUUAACCAAUCUGUUAAUUCAUAGACUUAAAGUGGUACAUCGUUCAAAAUACAAAUAUGUGCUUUCUGGAAGAAAUGAGUUCAUUCCUAUGAAAACAUUUCUUUUUUUGAGUAGAGAGAGAGAGAGAGAGGAGAGAGAGAGAGAGAGAGAGAGAGAGAGAGACUUUGCAAAUGGAAUACCAAAUACAAAAACGAAAUGUUACCAUAAGAUGGUAUGGAAAUAGAGUGUUUUGGUGCGAAGUAUCAGAUUGCUGUGACAUAGUAAGUAUCAGUCACUGUAUGAACUAUUUUAUAAUAUGCAUCUCGGCCAGGAAGUCGCCAUAAGCGACGGUAACUGAAAUUUAGUUAUAAUUUAUUUAAAACGGUAGCUGUGAAUUCUUGCUUAUUCUGAUGAAACAAUUUCCCCAAAGAGUAAGACUCUUCCAUCUCAUAAUAGUAUUAGACGAUUCUUGAAUAAAAAUUCAAUAUCUAAUAAGUCUGUUAUCAUAAAGGUUUCGAUAACAUCAGACAAAUUUUUGAACUACGGCAAAUACGUCAUUAGUGUUGAUGAAAACUGUACAUAUUCUUCAAUAUUUCAUGAACAAUAAUUAAUAGAACUUGAAAAGAACUGGGGACUUCCUUGGCAGAGAAGGAGUAUGUUAAUUGUAAUUAUCAUUGUUAUUGUUGUUGAAAAAAUGGAAAAUAAUUUGUAUUCAUUUUAAUUCUUUUUCUCUUGGCAAAUAAAAAAAAUCUUGAUUCUGGAAAAAUAUAUGCA